Molecule: messenger RNA, 3001 nt
Organism: Salarias fasciatus (jewelled blenny)
Lineage: Eukaryota; Metazoa; Chordata; Actinopteri; Blenniiformes; Blenniidae
Gene: pla2g7
Product: phospholipase A2, group VII (platelet-activating factor acetylhydrolase, plasma)
Exons: 11
Coding region: 191-1492 (433 amino acids)
Molecular function (GO): 1-alkyl-2-acetylglycerophosphocholine esterase activity
Source: RefSeq, a predicted model, not a curated record
UGUUAGCUGACAUUAGCCAGCGGUCAAACCACUCCCGAGUGACUCACUCCGGAACUCUUUUUUUGGCGAAAAGGUGAAUUCGCAGGCGGCGAUGUUGAUGUAGGCACGCCGACAGCCGUUCAGAAGCGUCUGUGAGUGGGCUGAGACACGGACGUGUUGUGUUAUUAGCGAGCCGGAGCUCCGGAGGUGGAUGUUUUCCCAUGGAGGAAUCCUACUGUCAUUAAAGAGAGUCUACGAGAGGGCAAAGAGAGAGCAGAGGAGCUUCUCCCUCGGAUUCUUGGCCAUGGGGAACUGCAGCAAUCAUCACCUGGGGAUCCCUCCGGCCAAAGGGCCGCACGCUGUGGGCUGCACCGACUUCAUGAUGGACCACACUUCAAAGGGCAGCUUCUUCAGGCUCUACUAUCCUUGUCACGAGGCCGAGAAGGCAGAGAAACCCGACUGGAUCCCGUGCAGGGAGUAUUUCAACGGCCUGGCAGAUUUCAUGAAAAUCAACAGGAGCCUCAGUGAAAGGAUUUUUAACUACCUCUUUGGAUCUUUUAAGAUCCCUGCCCACUUGGAUGCUCCGUUCAAAUCCAAUGAGAAAUGUCCUGUGGUGAUUUUCUCGCACGGCCUGGGAGCUUUCAGGACUUUGUAUUCAGCUAUCUGUGCAGAGCUGGCGUCUCAGGGCUUCGUCGUGGCGUCCGUGGAGCACAGGGAUCAGUCGGCCUCGGCUACCUUCUUCUUUCACGAGAAGUCCGAGUCGCAGACCGCAAACCAGGAUUUGCCCAAAACGUCAGAUUCUGUCCAAAACAGCCUGGAGAGCGAGUGGAUGUACUACAGAGCGCUGCAGCACGGAGAGAGCGAGUUCCCCCUCAGAAACAAGCAGGUGAAACAAAGAGCAGAUGAAUGCAUCUUGGCUCUGGACAGACUGACUGAGAUCAACUCGGGGAUCGCGGUGCAGAACGUCCUGCAGACGCAGUUUGACUGGACGACCCUGGAGAACUCGAUGGACCUGUGCCGGACGGCCGUGAUUGGACAUUCCUUCGGAGGAGCCACGGUGAUCGAAUCUCUGUGCAAAGAGGUUAAAUUCAAGUGCGGAGUGGCGCUGGACGCCUGGAUGGCGCCGCUGGACGACGAGACCUUCCCACGCGUGAAGCAGCCCAUCUUCUUCAUCAACUCGGAGAAGUUUCAGUGGGCGGGGAACAUCAGCCGCAUGAAGAAGCUGGAGUCCGCCGUCAUUCAGAGGAAAAUGAUCACCAUCAGAGGAACUGUCCACCAGAGCUUCCCCGACUUCACCUUCCUCACGGGAGACUGGAUCGGGAAGCUGAUGAAGCUGAAGGGGGAGAUCGACCCCGAGCUGGCCCUCGACCUCUGCAACAAGGCCACGCUGGCCUUCCUGCAGCGGCAUCUGGGCCUGGAGAAGAACUUCAACCAGUGGGACCCUCUGAUCGACGGGCAGGACGACAACCUGAUUCAGGGAACCAACGUGACGGUGAUCCAGUCGUCCAUCUGAAGUGCCCGAAGGCCCCGAGGCGCAGGCGAGCAGCAGCAGCCGGGGAAGCUCUACCUCACCAGCAGGACGGACGUGUGUUUCCCGACAGGAGCCUGAACGUGACGUACUUUCUCUUCUCGCCGUUGGUGGAGCCUCACUCUCCUCUUUUCAUCGUACAUAAAGCCGACAGGCGGAGACUCUCUGACUCCGAUCGACCGCCGUGCCUCUCUUUGGAUGUCCGGGUUUCCACGGGAGACGAGCGACUAUUGCUGUGUGAUUACGCGACAUGGACCUAUAAUGAGAACCGUAUGUAAGCAGUUGAAGAUCGAGGAGUCAUAACCUCCGUGAACAAGACGAACACUACUUCACACCGUGCCAUAACUCACUCUGCAGCUCCUCCUGGCUCAGAGACUUUUCUACACCUUCUGUCUGACAAAUCUGCAUUUGUACUGAAAUAAAUCCAGUUUCUACACAUUUCUCAGAAACGAGGAACGCUGCAUUAAUAGAUUUUCCUCAGAAUAGGAAGUCCUCAGGGCUCUGGCAUUAAAAUAAACAGUUUGACUAUGUUUCCCCUGAAAUGUCGAUGCCUGUCUGAAUAUAUUUCACACACCCUGUGCAAGUUUAUUUUCAACAAUUAGAAGAAAUCUCGGCAUUAGCAGGUUUAAUGGAUCAGCACUGACGAAAAUUAGAUUUUUAACAAUAAAUUAAUUUGCCUGAUGAGAUAUUGCAAGUCUUUUUUUCAGACUGAUUCAUGCCAUUUUGACGCUGAUGCACCAGGCUGCACUAAAACAAGCUCAUCUUUUUUAUUGUUUUCUUUGUAAAUAUCUUUUCAGAUUGUCCCGCGAGCCUGAUGUUUGAGUCUCAAUUAUAUAAAAUCAGGUUUAAUAGGGGUCAUGUAUCAAAGGUUCAUAUUCUCUUGAUCGCAUCUGGAUUAUCAUGCCAAUAUUUAAAAUUUCAGUAAAACAUUAUAUAGUCUUUUUUCCAACUGACUACAUUACUGUAACAGAUUACAAUAUAGUAAAACAGAAUACUGCAAAACCAUGUCGGCGAAGACAUGAAUAUAUCAAACAGCACCAGCCUCUGGUGUACUGUAGUUUCAUUUGUAUUUCACACAUGACCUUAUUCAGGCUCCUCUGUCCAUGUUUGAGUGUUUUGAGAUCAUUUCAGGUCAAUCAUCCAUCAUCCAUCCUUCCAUGUUGCUCCCCUUCCCUCCACGUGUACGUUUGCUCAUCUCUCCAUGUGUUGAAUGAACUGAUUGGUCCAGAAUGCUUUAGUUCAACAACAACUUUGGCAAGAAUGAUGAGGAAAAUGUUACAUCAGGAACUGUUUCGCCAGUUUCCCCUGGCAUCAACAGGAAGAAAACAAAGACAUUUUCUGAAAUGUCAGAGAAACGCCAGACAUAAUCUGUUAAACAUUGUUUGUGCCAAGACUCAGCGGCAAUCAUGACACCGUGUCACAUCAGAGUAAUUUCUGUCCUUCACGUUUGAUGUAGAAACAAAAAAACUUACACACGUUUCCAGAUAUAUUUCA